UUGAUUCACUUUGGAGCUGUAAGUACUGAUGUAUUAGGGUGCAGCGCUCAUUGUUCAUUGACGCACAGAGUCCCAAAAUGAAUAUCCAAGAGCAGGGUUUCCCCUUGGACCUCGGAGCAAGUUUCACCGAAGAUGCCCCCCGACCCCCAGUGCCUGGUGAGGAGGGUGAACUGGUGUCCACGGACCCCAGGCCCAUCAGCCACAGCUUCUGCUCUGGGAAAGGUGCCGGGAUUAAAGGUGAGACUUCAACAGCCACUCCGAGGCGCUCAGAUCUGGACCUGGGGUACGAGCCUGAGGGUAGCGCUUCGCCCACCCCUCCGUACUUGAAGUGGGCCGAGUCGCUGCACUCCCUACUGGACGAUCAAGACGGGAUAAACCUGUUUAGAACUUUUCUGAAGCAGGAGGACUGUGCCGAUCUCCUGGACUUCUGGUUUGCCUGCAGCGGCUUCAGGAAACUGGAGCCCUGUGACUCGAAUGAGGAGAAGAGGCUGAAGCUGGCCAGAGCUAUCUACCGCAAGUACAUCCUCGAUAACAAUGGCAUUGUGUCCAGGCAGACCAAGCCAGCCACCAAGAGCUUCAUAAAGGACUGCAUCAUGAAGCAGCAGAUCGAUCCUGCCAUGUUCGACCAGGCCCAGACGGAAAUCCAGUCUACCAUGGAGGAGAACACCUACCCCUCGUUCCUCAAGUCCGAUAUUUAUUUGGAGUACACGAGGACAGGCUCGGAGAGCCCAAAGCUCUGCAGUGACCAGAGCUCCGGGUCAGGGACAGGGAAGGGAGUACCUGGAUACCUACCCACUUUGAACGAAGAUGAGGAAUGGAAAUGUGACCAAGACGUAGACGAAGACGAUGGCAGAGACCCGGCUCCCCCCGGCAGGCUCACGCAGAAGCUGCUCCUGGAAACCACCGCCCCGAGGGCCUCCUCAAGUAGACGGUACAGCGAAGGCAGAGAGUUCAGGUAUGGAUCCUGGCGGGAGCCUGUCAACCCCUACUACGUCAACUCCGGCUAUGCCCUCGCCCCAGCCACCAGCGCCAAUGACAGUGAGCAGCAGAGCCUGUCCAGCGAUGCUGACAGCCUGUCCCUCACCGACAGCAGCGUGGAUGGAGUCCCACCUUACAGGAUCCGCAAGCAGCACCGCCGGGAGAUGCAGGAGAGCGUCCAGGUCAACGGGCGCGUGCCUCUACCUCACAUUCCUCGCACGUACCGAAUGCCAAAGGAAGUCCGUGUGGAGCCCCAGAAGUUUGCCGCAGAGCUCAUCCACCGCCUGGAGGCCGUGCAGCGGACGCGGGAGGCCGAGGAGAAGCUGGAGGAGCGGCUGAAGCGUGUCCGGAUGGAGGAAGAAGGUGAGGAUGGUGAUGUGUCCUCUGGCCCCCCAGGGGCCAGUCAUAAGCUGCCUUCAGCCCCGGCCUGGCACCACUUCCCACCCCGCUACGCGGAUGUGAGCUGUGUGGGGCUGCGGGAUGCACACGAGGAGAACCCGGAGAGCAUCCUGGACGAGCAUGUGCAGCGAGUCAUGAGGACACCGGGCUGCCAGUCACCAGGGCCCGGCCACCGCUCCCCGGACAGUGCACACAUGCCCAAGAUGGGAGCGCUAGGGGGCACAGUGCCCGGGCAUGGAAAGCACGUGCCCAAGUCGGGGGCGAAGCUGGACACAGCUGGCCUGCACCUCCACAGACACGGCCACCACCACGGCCACCAUGGCUCAGCUAGGCCCAAGGAACCUGCCGAGGCCGAGGCCUCCCGCCGGGUCCAGAGCAGCUUCGCGUGGGGCCCAGAGCUGCAUGGCCACGCAGCCAAGCCCCGAAGCCACAUGGAGAGCAUGGGCACCACCCCCACCACCAAUGACAGCCUGGCCUACAGCGGGAAGGCAAGCAUGACCUCCAAAAGAAACUCCAAGAAGGCUGAGUCGGGGAAGAGCACCAGCGUGGAGGCGCCAGGCUCCUCUGAGGAUGCAGAGAAGAACCAGAAAAUCAUGCAGUGGAUCAUUGAGGGCGAGAAGGAGAUCAGCAGGCACCGGAAGGCUGGCCACGGGUCGUCCGGGGCAAAAAAGCAGCAGGCCCACGAAAGCUCCCGGCCCUUGUCCAUCGAGCGCCCCGGGGCCGUGCACCCCUGGGUCAGCGCCCAGCUCCGGACCUCCGUGCAGCCCUCGCAUCUCUUCAUCCAGGACCCCACGAUGCCACCCAACCCGGCCCCCAACCCUCUGACGCAGCUGGAGGAGGCCCGCCGGCGCCUGGAGGAGGAGGAGAAGAGGGCCAGCAAGGCGCCCUCGAGGCAGAGGUAUGUGCAGGAGGUCAUCCAGCGGGGGCGCUCCUGUGUCAGGCCAGCGUGCACGCCCGUGCUGAGCGUGGUGCCAGCGGUGUCCGACCUGGAGCUCUCCGAGACAGAGACAAAAUCGCAGAGGAAAGCAGGCGGUGGGAGUGCCCAGUCGUGUGACAGCAUCGUCGUGGCCUACUAUUUCUGUGGGGAGCCCAUCCCCUACCGGACCCUGGUGAGGGGCCGUGCGGUCACCCUGGGCCAGUUCAAGGAGCUGCUGACCAAGAAAGGCAACUACAGAUACUACUUCAAGAAGGUCAGCGACGAGUUCGAAUGCGGCGUGGUGUUCGAGGAGGUGCGCGAGGACGGGGCCGUGCUGCCCGUCUUCGAGGAGAAGGUCAUCGGCAAGGUGGAGAAGGUGGACUGA
Messenger RNA from Lipotes vexillifer (Yangtze River dolphin), 2678 nucleotides. It is a transcript of the gene AXIN1, whose product is annotated as axin 1. NCBI's taxonomy places the organism in Eukaryota, Metazoa, Chordata, Mammalia, Artiodactyla, Lipotidae. Gene Ontology annotation, molecular function: ubiquitin protein ligase binding; molecular adaptor activity; I-SMAD binding. Gene Ontology annotation, cellular component: plasma membrane; beta-catenin destruction complex; nucleus. Bases 78 to 2678 code for a protein of 866 amino acids. The transcript has 10 exons. Gene Ontology annotation, biological process: negative regulation of canonical Wnt signaling pathway; positive regulation of protein kinase activity; positive regulation of proteasomal ubiquitin-dependent protein catabolic process. The record is from RefSeq and is a predicted model, not a curated record.